AUGCUGUCGAGGUGUUGGAUUUUACUCUGGGUUCUGGUGCCGGCCUUCACGAGAGCUGAAAUCAGCAGCGACAGGGUCUACAGGAAAGGGUAUGGCCAACGAUUAGGGGCCGUCCCGCAAGCUGUGGGCGGCGAAGAUUACCCGGACGAAGGAGAGAUUAUCCCUUCAUUCGCUGAACCCGUGCAGAACAUAACAGUCCCCAGAGGCCGCGAUGCCAAGAUAGCAUGCAUCAUAGAUAAUCUGGGCGACUAUCGACCUGCCUGGAUCAAGGAGAAAGACAAAGCCAUCCUCACAAUGCACCAGCAAAUUAUCAGCCGAAAUUAUCGCAUCAGUUUGUCGACCUCCGACAACCGAGUUUUUACUUUACACAUCCGAAACGUCCAAGAGAGCGAUCGGGGAGGUUAUAUGUGUCAAAUCAAUACCUCUCCGGUAAAGAGCUCAACGGGAUACCUGGACGUUUUGGUGCCUCCGGAUAUUUUGGCGGAGCAGUCUUCGUCUGAUGUUGUGGUUCGGGAGGGCGCCAACGUCUCUCUCGUAUGUAAGGCGAGAGGCUAUCCGACGCCAUCGAUAUCGUGGCGUCGAGAAGAUGGAGAACCUAUCCCUUUGGGUGGAUACAAACAACCCACCAACAACAAGCUGCACACACUCGUUCAUUCUUACACGGGAGAGACAUUGAACAUCGCCCGAGUCUCGCGGAUACACAUGGGAGCAUAUCUUUGCAUCGCCAACAACAACGUUCCAUCGCCUGUAUCGAGACGCAUCAUGCUCCAUGUCCACUUUUCGCCGGUCAUUUGGAUACCUCAGCAAUUGGUCGGUGUCGCACCUCGGCACAACGUUUCUCUUGACUGUCACAGCGAAGCUUAUCCUCUGUCCACGAUCCAUUGGUCGAAGGAGGGAACUCGACUAUCGGGAGAAGGCAGCCAAGCCUUCAAGUAUCAUAUCGAAUCGAAGCGAACUUCGUCCUACAAAAUUCGCUCGAUUCUGACAAUCAGAGAUAUGCAGUCGACCGACUACGGAUUCUACAAGUGUGUCUCCGAGAAUAUACUCGGCUUCACCGAAAGUUCAGCACAGAUCUACGAAGUAUCGCCAGCCAGAUCCUCCUCGACGCAGGAGUCCAUGGUCGAAGACGACGAAGACGAUCACGACCCCACCUACGGCAUGGGAACCCCGGAAAAAUCCUACAGUGAUGGUAAGUACUUUACGGAGGAAGUGUUACGCCCAAAGGAGCUCACGAACAAAGCAUCCGGAGCAUUGAGUUCCAUUUCGAACGCCGUUAUCACGCUACCAUGCGUCCUGGUCGCUCUGUUGAACAUCUCGUGA
Molecule: messenger RNA, 1320 nt
Organism: Galendromus occidentalis (western predatory mite)
Lineage: Eukaryota; Metazoa; Arthropoda; Arachnida; Mesostigmata; Phytoseiidae
Product: lachesin
Exons: 9
Coding region: 1-1320 (439 amino acids)
Cellular component (GO): neuron projection
Source: RefSeq, a predicted model, not a curated record